AUGAUGGAUCAGGAUCAGACUUCCGAACCCCUAACCCCGUCGGCUUCUGCCGGCUGCAAAAAGCUCAACGCCGGGGCUCCCGAGUUCGUACCACGCGGCUCUUCUUCGUCGGUUGCGCCUCCUCACCCUCCGCCGCUGCUGCAACCGGUGUACGCGAGGCCGCCGUCGUUCGUGGCGCCUCUGCCCCCGCCGCCGUCUUGCUAUGCGUACGAUGGAUACUACCAGCAGGGCGUGGCGCCUUUGUACGGGUACAAUGUGAGGCCGGCGGGUCCCGCCGAGUUCGUGGCUGAUGUGAAAAAGGGUGGCCGCGCUGCAGCUAAAAAUGGACUGUCGGAUGCUCAUCAGAAAAUUGUCAAUCAGGUUGAGUUCUAUUUCAGUGAUAUCAAUCUUGCUACAACUGAUCAGUUAUUUAAGUCCAUGAUCAAAGAUCCUGAAGGAUAUGUGCCACUCACUGUUGUUGCAUCUUUUAAGAAGAUCAAAUCUGCCAUUGCUGAUGUAGCACAGCUUGCUAGUAUCCUUCGAAGCUCAAAGAAACUGUUAGUUAGUGAGGACAACAAUAAGGUUCGACGCAAGCAUCCAUUGACUGAAUCGGAUAUGGAAGAGCUGCAGUCACGUAUUGUUGUUGCUGAAAAUUUACCUGAAGAUCAUUCUCAUCACAACCUCAUGAAGAUUUUUUCGACUGUGGGAAGCGUGAAAUCAAUCCGUGCAUGUCCACCUCAGAAUCAGAAUGGUUCUACAUCUAAAAUAGGAAAAGGGGAUGGAUUGCAAUUUGGUGGCAAGUUUCAUGUUUUUGUGGAGUAUGACUCUGUUGAAGUAGCAGAAAAAGCGGUAACUGAACUGAAAGAUGAGGCCAGCUGGAGGAAGAGUCUAAAAGUUCGAUUGCUGCUCAAACCUGCGGUAAAAUCUACUCACACUCGCACAAAGAAAGUUGGCCAUGAAGGUCAGAACUCUGGUAAGAAAGAUGAAACAGCUGUACCAGAGAUGCAGGGUUCCAAGGACAUUCAGUCUGAGGAUUUAGUACGACGGUCUGAUGCAAAGAGUAAUGAGAUUCAGCCGAACGAAAAUGCGAAAAGCAACGUUCAGAGGAAAGGGCGCAAUAGCAGCAGUGGCGGCAACAAGGGCAAGGGAAGGGGCCAUGGACGCGGGAGGCCCCACCUGAACCAGGCCAAUGGUGGGAGUGUAUUGGGAUCCUCACAUCUUGAAGCCUCUUCAGAUAAGCUGAUGAAUGCAGGGAAAGCAUCAUCCCCCGUGCCUCGCAUGCCUGAUGGCACAAAGGGCUUCUCAUUCGGUCGAGGAAAGUCGGUGACUGUAUGA
Molecule: messenger RNA, 1314 nt
Organism: Striga hermonthica
Lineage: Eukaryota; Viridiplantae; Streptophyta; Magnoliopsida; Lamiales; Orobanchaceae
Source: the annotation of a GenBank genome assembly